CUUGUUGGAUUCAAUUUUUAGGCAGAGAAGGUUAUACUGGGACUCAACAAAACUUUUCCUUCGGAUGGUUUGCUUCCCAUCUAUAUCAAUCCUGAAAGAGUAGGCGGAUCACACUCUACGAUAACCUUUGGUGCCAUGGGAGAUAGCUUUUAUGAAUAUUUGCUGAAAGUUUGGGUACAAGGGAACAAGACUUCAGCUGUAAAACUUUACAGGCAAAUGUGGGAGACGUCAAUGAAAGGUCUGUUAAGCUUGGUUAGGAGAACAACACCAUCAUCUUUCACAUACAUUUGUGAGAGGAAUGGCGGUUCUUUGACAGAUAAAAUGGAUGAAUUAGCAUGCUUUGUUCCUGGAAUGCUGGCUUUAGGAGCAUCUGGUUACGGGUCUGAUGAAUCUCAGAAAUUUCUUUUACUUGCAGAAGAGCUUGCUUGGACUUGUUAUAACUUUUACCAGUCUACUCCAACAAAAUUGGCUGGGGAAAAUUACUUCUUUCCUUCUGGGCAGGACUUAUCUGUGGGUACAUCAUGGAACAUCUUGAGACCAGAGACAGUUGAAUCAUUGUUUUACCUAUGGCGUUUAACUGGCAACAAAACGUAUCAAGAAUGGGGUUGGAAUAUAUUUCAAGCUUUUGAAAAGAAUUCCCGAAUAGAAUCUGGAUAUGUUGGACUGAAGGAUGUCAAUACCGGAGUCAAAGAUAACAUGAUGCAAAGCUUCUUUCUAGCAGAGACACUGAAGUACCUGUAUCUUCUUUUCUCACCUCCUACAGUGAUUCCACUUGAUGAAUGGGUUUUUAAUACAGAGGCUCACCCUCUAAGAAUUGUAACCCGUCAUGAUGGAGAAAAUAUUGAAAACUUAGAUAGUACCCAUAAACCAAUGAUUAGGUUACGCGCCAGGAAAGAAGGUCGAUCGAAGAAUCAUUAGGCAUCCUAUUUUUUGGUUGUCCAAAAUUUUUUUUAACGCUGUAGUGAAUAGCCAGGGAGUUACAUGUCACAGUAAUGAGAAUUAGAUUGAUGGUGUGGAGUCUCAGCAGCAUCCAGAGUUCGUGAAUUUCUUCAUUUGGGGCUGCUAGGAAUUGUUGUAUCGUUUGACAGAAAACUGGUAUUUUAUCAAAUCCAAUAUUAUAUGUAACAUAGGAAAUAUCGCCUACAGCAACUGUUAUCUAAAGGGAAAAGGGUUUCACCCUGUUAGUUUAUAUCCCAUUUAUUGUUUUAUGAAAGAAUGUUUCUCCUUUCUUGGUUCAGGUAUACCAGAUUUUAACUCACUCUUUUCAUGUUCUCCUUCUCAUUUUGAGUAUUGGUAACUUCACAGCUAAUUGAAUUCUAUUCGUUUGGUAA
Carica papaya (papaya) is the source of this 1331-nucleotide messenger RNA. NCBI's taxonomy places the organism in Eukaryota, Viridiplantae, Streptophyta, Magnoliopsida, Brassicales, Caricaceae. The record is from RefSeq and is a predicted model, not a curated record.